Molecule: messenger RNA, 1104 nt
Organism: Carica papaya (papaya)
Lineage: Eukaryota; Viridiplantae; Streptophyta; Magnoliopsida; Brassicales; Caricaceae
Source: RefSeq, a predicted model, not a curated record
UGGCCACUGGGAGUGGGGAAUGCAAUCCUUAUCAUUGUCCAGCUCUGCUUUGCUGGGAUCAUUGUUAUAUGUUUGGAUGAACUUCUCCAAAAGGGAUAUGGUCUAGGAUCUGGAAUCUCCCUUUUCAUUGCAACCAACAUCUGUGAGAACAUAAUUUGGAAAGCAUUUAGUCCAACAACCAUUAAUAGUGGGCGUGGAGCUGAAUUUGAAGGUGCUGUCAUUGCAUUGUUCCAUCUGUUGAUCACUCGAACAGAUAAAGUUCGUGCGCUCCGGGAGGCUUUUUACCGGCAGAAUCUUCCUAACGUGACAAAUCUGCUUGCCACAGUCUUGAUAUUCCUGAUUGUUAUCUACUUCCAAGGGUUCCGGAUUGUUUUGCCGGUGAGAUCAAAGAAUGCUCGUGGGCAGCAGGGCUCUUACCCUAUCAAGCUGUUUUACACCUCUAACAUGCCCAUCAUUUUGCAGUCUGCUCUUGUCUCCAACCUGUACUUCAUCUCUCAGUUGCUAUACAGGAGGUACAGUGGAAAUUUCUUUGUGAAUCUUUUGGGCAAGUGGAAGGAGUCUGAAUAUUCCGGUGGUCAGUUUAUCCCUGUUGGUGGUAUUGCAUAUUAUAUCACUGCACCUUCCAGCUUGGCUGAUAUGGCUGCCAAUCCUUUCCAUGCCUUGUUCUAUCUUGUGUUCAUGUUAUCUGCAUGUGCACUGUUCUCAAAAACUUGGAUUGAAGUUUCUGGCUCAUCUGCUAGAGAUGUUGCCAAGCAGCUCAAGGAACAACAAAUGGUUAUGCCCGGGCACAGGGAGUCGAACUUACAAAAGGAGCUUAACCGAUACAUACCAACAGCUGCAGCGUUUGGUGGGAUUUGCAUUGGUGCAUUGACAGUGUUGGCGGAUUUUAUGGGGGCCAUUGGCUCAGGGACUGGAAUUCUUCUUGCAGUUACCAUCAUUUAUCAGUACUUUGAGACAUUCGAGAAGGAAAAAGCUAGCGAACUUGGCUUCUUUGGUUUCUGAACUUGAGAUUUUCUUUUUCCAUGAUAUUAUGACUGUAAGGUAAUUACAAAAUAUGAAUAAAAUUAUCUUUUGGUUGAAUUGUUAGUAUUUUUAUUUUGCUUU